AAACUUGGCAACCCUGUUUGUGAGAGUGAGUGGGAAAUAAAUGACACACAGCAGGAGGCAUCACGGUUGUACAACUACAGGCUGCAGUCUCUUUGUCCCGGGGAGGAUUGUGGGAGGUGUAGUUGUGUAACCGCUGGAGAGAGUGUCAGGUUGUUGAGAUCACUGACUAUUGAGGGGUCUCACAGCUCACGUUACGGCCCCUCCCCCCAGCUCUGACAAUUGGAUACGUGGAGCCGCCGCUGCUGGAGCUGAAAGUGCGCCCGGAGGAGGGAGGCCGGGAUGAGCCUGGGACUCGGGAAGAGGCGACACAAUGCGGUUCCGCUGGAAGCUCCUCGGGAGUCUCCUGUGUCUCUCGGGGCUGCUGCUUCUUCUCUACCGGCUCCUCAGCACCGCGCAGCCUCCCCCGGGCUCCACCUCCAGCCAGGGAAGCCCCCCACUUAUUAUCACCCCAAAUAUUAGCGGCUCCCCCGCCGCCGGCUACUUCAGGGCGCUGCACGAUCACAUGACCCGCCGCAGGGACAAGAAGAAGGAGGAGGAGAACUGGACAAAAGUCAGAGCUCCCCAGCAAAAGCCAAAAACCCCCACGCCUGAGGAAUGGAUGCAUCUCGCUGUUGUUGCCUGUGGGGAUCGCGUGGAGGAAACCGUAACCAUGUUGAAAUCGGCGGUGCUUUUUAGCUUUAAAAAAAUAAAGUUCCACAUCUUUGCAGAGGAUUCUUUGAAAUCAGAUUUUCAAAAGAAGCUUGAGAAAUGGCCCCGGCAGAUCUCCAGAAAGAUCGAAUACAAGAUUUACCCCAUUACAUUCCCAGUAGGAAACGCCCAGGAGUGGAAGAAACUGUUCAAGCCGUGUGCAGCUCAGCGUCUCUUCCUCCCGAUGCUUUUGCGAUACGUGGAUUCCCUGCUGUAUGUGGAUACGGAUGUUCUGUUCCUGAGGCCCCUGGACCACAUCUGGGCUUUUCUGAGACGCUUUAAUGACACCCAGCUGGCAGCCAUGGCACCAGAGCACGAGAUAUCAAAGAUCGGCUGGUACAGUCGUUUUGCCCGGCACCCGUUUUAUGGGACGGCUGGGGUCAACUCUGGAGUGAUGCUUAUGAACCUUACUCGUAUUCGCAACCAACAGUUCAAGAAUAACAUGAUCCCAGGUGGACUGACUUGGGAAGAAAUGCUUCAUCCUUUAUAUCAGAAAUAUAAGAACUAUAUCACAUGGGGCGAUCAGGAUUUAUUGAACAUCAUUUUUUACUUUAACCCAGAGAUGCUGUAUGUUUUUCCCUGCCACUGGAAUUACAGACCAGAUCACUGUAUGUACGGCAGUAACUGUAAAGCAGCAGAGGAAGAGGGAGUGUCCAUUCUUCACGGCAAUAGGGGAGUAUACCGUGAUGAAAAGCAGCCUGCCUUCAAGGCUUUCUAUGAAGUCAUACGUGAUUACCCUUUUGACGACAAUCUCUUCCAGUCAAUGUAUUUCCCCCUUCAGUCGAAGUUCCUAGAGAGCGUUCAUACUUUGUGUGGCCGGAUCCCCCAGGUGUUUCUCAAGCAGAUUGAAAAGACCAUGAAGAUGAUGUACGAGAGACGUGUUGUUGUCCACAUAAGAUCCCAUGUAUGACAUCAUUCCUUUGCCUUCAU
This is a messenger RNA of Xenopus laevis (African clawed frog), 1617 nucleotides long. It is a transcript of the gene gxylt2.L, whose product is annotated as glucoside xylosyltransferase 2 L homeolog. Gene Ontology annotation, cellular component: membrane. Bases 311 to 1597 code for a protein of 428 amino acids. The transcript has 7 exons. NCBI's taxonomy places the organism in Eukaryota, Metazoa, Chordata, Amphibia, Anura, Pipidae. Gene Ontology annotation, biological process: protein O-linked glycosylation via N-acetylgalactosamine; protein O-linked glycosylation via glucose. Gene Ontology annotation, molecular function: UDP-D-xylose:beta-D-glucoside alpha-1,3-D-xylosyltransferase activity; glycosyltransferase activity; UDP-xylosyltransferase activity. The record is from RefSeq and is a predicted model, not a curated record.